This is a messenger RNA of Scheffersomyces coipomensis, 1611 nucleotides long. RefSeq lists its product as uncharacterized. The record is from RefSeq and is a predicted model, not a curated record. The transcript has a single exon. Lineage: Eukaryota; Fungi; Ascomycota; Pichiomycetes; Serinales; Debaryomycetaceae. Bases 102 to 1283 code for a protein of 393 amino acids.
CAAAAAAUUGGCACAGUGAGAAAUUUAGCCAGGGACGGGAUUGAAAAUAUUUAUAUAUAGAAACCCCAGAUUUUAUAACCCAUAUUGAUUAUAUCGACACCAUGGUAUUAAAGAACUCAAAAUGGGAUAAGAAGGCGAAAUACCUGUAUAUGAAGAAACAUGGAAUAAGUCUGAAACCGAAAAAUCCAGUGACUGAAGAGGUCAAGAAGAAAUGGUCAGGAAAACAGGUGAAUGGAGGUAAUGAUAAUAGAAUUGAAUUGAAUGAUUCAGAUGAAGAGUAUGAUUCUGAAGUAGAUGACGCGUUGCUUGAACAUUUCUAUCCAUCUUUAGGUGAGGCCGAGCUUAGUAGAGAUCAAAAGAUAAAGAUAAAGCAACAAAUCAUCAGUGAUCUUGAACAACAAGAAGCAGAAGAAAGUGAUGUCAAACCUGAAGAUGAAAAGGAAGUUGAAAUUGAUGGGAUAUAUCUUGGAUCAGAUGAGAAUAAACAUAAAGAAAUGGCAACUAAAGAUGAAACUCCUAAGUUUAAUCUUGAAGACUUCAUGGCUAAUGCUGAACAACAACGAACUAAGAAGAAUAGAAAGCUUUUAAAUAAUAAAGUAUCAGAUAAUUUCCUUGAAGAGUAUGGUUUAUCAAGUUAUAAUGAUCUUAAUAGAAAUAAUAAAGAUGAUUAUAAUGAUAUGUAUUAUGCCAAGAGAGGGCAACGGAAUUUGAAUGAAGUUUCAUCAAAAGAAUUAGAUGGAUUUGUGAUUGGAGAACAAUCAAUUGCUACCACCGGAAAUGAUAUACGAUCAAAUAAUAGAGAACAACAAGCCAAGAUUAAUAUCAAGUACUUAUCUCAAGAGGAGACUGAUCAAGAUAAAGAGAGAGCUGAAAAAGUUGAAAAGGAAAAACUAUAUAAAGAGAUUAAACGAAAGUUUGACACAUCAAAACCAAUAUCGAAGAGUAAAGUACUUGAGAUAAAUACACUUAAUAAUGAUGAUCAUUUAUCUUCCAUAAAUGCUAACUUGAUAAACAAUGCAGCCAAAGAAAAGACCAAGAUAUCCGAUACUGAUCUUGAUGCUGAUCUUGAUUUUUUAUUAGGGGGAUCAGGAUCCACUAAUUCUAAACAAUCUUCAAGUAUUGAAACCACCACAAAUAAAACUACUGAUAUAGAUGCAUUCUUAUCUGAUUUAACCAUACAAGAUAAGACCACGACCAAUGAUAACAACGAUUCCACGAGUGUAAAACCACAACCCAAACAUAAACCCAAUGAUUUAGACUUUUUAGAUGAAUUAUUAGGGUAAUUUAUAGAGUAAUAUAUAUAAUAAUCUAAAUUCAAGCUAUUGUCGUAAACCUAUGUCAUAAAAUUUGCAUUCUCACUUUUUAGACAUCACUUUUGCGACAUAAACCGUUUAGUGUUUUUGUUUGACAUCGAAAGAGAUCUAAAACGGUGGUUGCCUAAUUAUUAAUAAGCAAUAGUAACGAUAAACUAUACCAAUCAACUUUAUACUACAUGCAUCAAUAUAUAUAGAUACCCCUUGAUACCAGCAUACCAAAUCCAGUUAUCAUAUUCAAUUCCUUAAAAAGAAACAGGUUAUAGAAGUUAGGAUUACAAGGAGGGAUAUAUUUCAU